AUGGCUACAAACCUAACGACAGUCAACGGUGCUCCUCUGCCGCCUGGAAUUACCUACUUCGCUCGUAUCAGCGACACAGAUCAUGCUGGCUAUGUCUGGAUUGUCGCGUUACUGUCCUUGAUAUAUCCAUUUGGCACCUUGCUUGUACGACUGAAGGUCAGAUGGGGUCUUUAUGGUUCUGAUGAUUGGGUGCUGCUGCUGGCGACAUUUAUGGCAGCUUGUCAGCAUAUUCCUAUUUUCGUUGGCCUGAAGGCAGGGUUCGGCCAGUCAAGCAGAAUACUCCAGCAGGACCAGAUACUGAAGAUCGACCAAACUGUCUACGCAGCUGAAAUCAUGUUCGUCCUGGCAUACACGCUCUCCAAAGUGUCGCUAGCACUGUUCGUGAGGCGUCUCUUCACUCACAACACAAGACUCAAUGCUGUACUGUGCUGGUCGUUGUUGGGCAUCACAAUUGCGUGGAGUGUGGUUGCUCUGUUCGUUCUUUUGGUUAAUUGCUCGCCAUACCACUACUUCUCUCAGGCAACGAAGUGUGCAUCUUACAUGGCUCGAUGGCGAGCCAUAACAAUAUUCGAUAUCGUCACAGAAGCCGCUCUCAUGAUCGUCCCUUCCUACCUAGUAUCGGGUGUUCUGAUAGGCUCGCGACCGAAGAUGCUUGUCAUGACUGCUUUCGCAUUCAGACUCGCGGUGAUAGCAUUCUCCGCUAUGCACAUGAGACGACUCUCACAGACGGUCCAUGCCGCAGACAAGGGCUUUUCCUUCAUACCGCCAGCCAUCUAUAUCCAGAUAUGGUUGGCAUGGUCGCUGGUCAGCGCCUCGAUACCCUCGUUUCGAUCGUUCAUGAGCCCUUUCGACAACAUCACUGUCGCAAAGACGGACGACUCGCACAGUGCUUCGCGUAACGAGGUCAAUGGCGCAUAUCUUCUGAUGGGUCCAAUCAAAUCUCAUCAACGACAUCAUAUCACGCCAGCGCGAUCGCCAUCGCAAGGGCUCAGCUUCAACUCAAAGCUAGGCACAAGGACGUCAGUCCAUCACGAACAGCGGGAUGAGAACCAGUCAAUCAGCUCUCAGACAGGCAUCAUACGCAAGGAUGUCGAAUGGGAAAUUUCACACGAUAUCGAGCCGCUAUAA
Molecule: messenger RNA, 1128 nt
Organism: Aureobasidium melanogenum CBS 110374
Lineage: Eukaryota; Fungi; Ascomycota; Dothideomycetes; Dothideales; Saccotheciaceae
Exons: 6
Coding region: 1-1128 (375 amino acids)
Source: RefSeq, a predicted model, not a curated record